AUGCUCGCAUUACGGAGACGUCUGCUGACCCCGGGCCUUCUGCGGCCAGUCGGUCUCAGGGCGCUCUCGACCAAGCCGGCGCCAAACGUUCUCGACGAGCUUGAUGAGCGAGGUUUCGUAGCUGCUACGACGAGUCCGGAACUCCGCUCCCAUCUCGACUCCAAGACGACGGUCUACGCCGGUGUCGAUCCUUCCGCCUCGUCGCUGCACGUCGGCAACCUCCUUCCCCUCCUGGGACUACUCCACUUCCGUGCUCGCGGACACCAUGCCUUGGCUCUGCGCAACGCGCUCGACAAGGAGACGCUCGCGACCAAUGUCGCCGGUAUCACGAACCAGGUGAACCGCUUCUUCGAACGCGGUAUCGAGUACGCCAAGAAGAGGGGUUACGACCCCGAAGCGACGGAGAAGGGGUACCGCGUCCUCAACAACCAUGACUGGUUCAAGGACAUGAGCUUCCUCGACUUCCUGCGCGAUGUCGGAAAGUAUGCCCGUGUCAAUACCAUGCUGGCGCGCGAGUCAGUUAAGACGCGCCUCGAUUCCGACGCCGGCAUCUCCUUCACCGAGUUCUCGUACCAGCUCCUGCAAGCGCACGACUUCAACGUGCUCUACCGCUCUGAGGGCUGUCGCGUGCAGCUCGGCGGAAGCGACCAGUGGGGCAACAUCGUCGCCGGCAUCGACAUGAUCAAGCGGACACGAGCGGCUGAUGCCGCGCAGGCAGAAGCUGCGGCGCGAGCGGCCGCCGCGGCCGAGGCCGAAGCCGCCAAGGCGCAGGAGGGAGGGAAGAAGACGAAGGGCAAGCAGGCCGCCGCUGUUAAGAAGGAGGAAGAGGAGAAGGAGGUGAAGAAGGAGGAGGAACCCGCGUUCGGCAUCACCAUUCCCUUGCUCACGACAGCGAGCGGGGAGAAAUUCGGCAAGAGCGCCGGCAACGCGGUCUGGCUCGACGAGACGCGGACGAGUGUCUCGGAUUUUUACCAGUUCUUCUUCCGCGCGACCGACGCCGACGUCGAAAAGUACCUGAACGUACUGACGCUCCUGCCCCCCGCCGAGAUCAAGGCAGUUAUGGCGCAGCACCGCUCGAACCCCCGCAGCCGACACGCGCAGCGCACCCUUGCGCGUGAGGUGACCGAGCUCGUCCACGGCCCCUCGGGUGUGGCGCAGGCCGAGCUCCUCGCGACCAUCCUCUUCGCGCCGUCACUGCGUGACGUGAAAUCGUCGCAAGUGCUCGAGAUCAUCGAGUCGGGGGCUUCGGACCCGCGUUUCCGCCGCGUGCACCGCAAAGACCUCAAGGGCAAGCCCGUCACAAAGCUUGCGGUCGAGUACGGCCUCACGAAAGCGCGGAGCGAGGCGGCCCGUAUCGUGAGCUCGAAGGGCAUGACGCUGAACGGGGACGUGGUGAAUGACCCGCGGAGGGAGAUCAGGGUGCAGGAGCUGAUUGACGGGCACAUUGCCGUGCUCAGGAAGGGCAACAAGGACGCGAUCGUGUUCUACGUCGACCGCGACGACCUCUAA
Messenger RNA from Trichosporon asahii var. asahii CBS 2479, 1509 nucleotides. Its product is annotated as tyrosine-tRNA ligase. Gene Ontology annotation, cellular component: mitochondrion; cytosol. The transcript is spliced from 5 exons. NCBI's taxonomy places the organism in Eukaryota, Fungi, Basidiomycota, Tremellomycetes, Trichosporonales, Trichosporonaceae. The record is from RefSeq and is a predicted model, not a curated record. Gene Ontology annotation, molecular function: ATP binding; RNA binding; tyrosine-tRNA ligase activity. Bases 1 to 1509 code for a protein of 502 amino acids. Gene Ontology annotation, biological process: tyrosyl-tRNA aminoacylation.